AACAACCAUCCAAACAAGCCCUCCACUUGAAUUAUUAUCAUAGGAAAAGAAAAGAAACGCUUCAACACAAAGAAAUGUACAACAACUUCACUUUAUGAAAAAUUUCUCAAAUCUACAAAAUAAUUCAAGAUUUAAAGUUGGGUGUUCUUGAAUUCCCAAAAUGGAAAGUGGAUUCACAGCAGAAGAUCUUUCCACAAUUGGAGGAAUAGCUACAGUAUCACUCUUACAUUCUUUUAUUCCAACACAUUGGUUGCCUUUUUCCAUUGUUGGUCGUGCUCAGAAAUGGACUCUUUCUCGUACCCUUCUUGUCACUGCUUUUGGAGCGGUAUUACACGUAAUAUCCACUUCAAUUCUUGGCAUAACAGCAAUAACCAUAACAAACACAAUUGCUGGCGAGGAAACAGUGCACAAACUGGCCUCCCUUUUGCUUAUAGUUCUUGGUGGUAGUUAUAUCAUUUUGUUCCUUUGUGGAAAGGGCGGUCACAGCCACUUACACAAUCAACCGAUGGAGAAAAUGGCCGUAGCUGGGCUCGUCCUUGUUCCUGCUUUGUCGCCUUGUGCAACAACUCUCCCUGUGUUUCUUGCUGUUGGAAAUUCAUCCUCUAUGAUGGUGCUUGCCAUCAUAGUUCUGUUAUUCAGCACCAUAACUGUGAUGACCUCACUGGUGGCUCUAUCAUUUUACGGUGCAAGUCAACUCAAGUUUCACUGGGUGGAACGCUACGACAAGCUCCUCGUAGGUUCAGUGCUAAGUUUGGUUGGUAUUUUGACCCUUCUUUUUCACCAUCACGAUCACGAUCACGAAGUAGGAGGUCAUGUGCACAGAAAACUCAUUGUGUAUAAGGAAAGGCUGACUGCAAAAGAAAUUAAUAUUAGCCAUUUGUCAUUUAUUAAUCCUCUCAAGAUUAUGGCCAAUUCAUCCUUCAUCUUUCUAUGGUUCAUUCUUCUCUUAAAUGGUAUAAUAGCAGUACAUGCAAUGAAAGGCACAUAUGGAAUAAACUAUGGAAAAAUAUCAGACAAUAUCCCAACACCUGAAAAUGUCUUAAUACUUCUCAAGAAAAACAAGAUCAAGAACAUCAGAAUCUACGAUGCAGAUCAAAGAGUUCUGAAAGCCUUCAGUGGUUCUGGGAUCGAAAUCUCAGUUUGUCUUCCCAAUGAACUACUAAUAGACGUUAGCAAAAACGGAUCUAUAGCUCUCGAAUGGAUACAAGUUAACCUACAACCGUUCCUCCCUGGUACCUCAAUCCGAGGUAUCGCGGUUGGAAAUGAGAUACUAGGUGGCGAUACAGCAAUUGCGGAAGCAUUAGUGCCAGCGGUUAAAAGUGUGUACCGCGCGUUGAGGAAGUUGGGCUUAACCGAUACGAUUGAGGUCUCGACUCCACACUCUGAGGCAGUUUUUAACAGCACUUAUCCGCCUUCAGAUGGCGCGUUUAAACCGAGUUUGAUGCCAUAUUUGGGACCACUAUUGCAGUUUUUCAACAGAGUUGGCUCACCUUUUUACAUAAAUGCAUAUCCAUUCUUGGCCUAUAAAUUUGAGCCUACAAUUGAUAUCAACUAUGCACUAUUCAAAAAAAAUAAAGGGAUUGUUGAUCCUAAGACUAAGUUGCACUAUGACAACAUGUUUGAUGCCAUGGUUGAUGCAACAUAUGUAGCAUUAGAGAAAUUAGGGUACAAGAAAAUGCAGGUUAUCGUAUCGGAGACCGGUUGGGCAUCCAAAGGGGAUGACAAUGAAGCAGGUGCGACCCCUGAAAAUGCCAGAACUUACAACUUUAAUUUGCAUAAAAGGCUGAUGAAGAAGAAAGGUACCCCUUAUAAGCCAAAAACGAAGGCCAAAGCUUAUGUCUUUGCAUUGUUUAAUGAAAAUUUGAAACCUGGACCAACCUCAGAGAGAAACUUUGGAUUGUUCAAAGCUGAUGGAAGUAUAGCUUAUGAUAUUGGAUUUAAAGGACUUGUAUCUUCUUCUCCAUCCUCAAAGGAUUUUGUACUACGAGGGCGGUUUUGGAUUUCUCAAUCGUUAAUUAUUGCGGCAUGUGCUACAAUUCUGGUUCUUUCAUAGAAUUAUAAUUUCAAGAUAAUUAUAUUUGAGAAUGGAUCCACAUAUUCUUUGUUGUUAUUUUUAAACAUUGGAAGAAAUUGAUGUCCUUAAGUUGUAUAAAAUAGUUGCAGUUUAUUCAAUUUGACAUUCUUCAGUAGCACCUGUUCAUUAAUAAUAAAUGAUUAUAGCCAUUAAGCAGUGUA
This is a messenger RNA of Lycium ferocissimum, 2235 nucleotides long. Its product is annotated as glucan endo-1,3-beta-glucosidase 14-like. The transcript has 7 exons. Bases 161 to 2053 code for a protein of 630 amino acids. The record is from RefSeq and is a predicted model, not a curated record. Lineage: Eukaryota; Viridiplantae; Streptophyta; Magnoliopsida; Solanales; Solanaceae. Gene Ontology annotation, molecular function: hydrolase activity, hydrolyzing O-glycosyl compounds. Gene Ontology annotation, biological process: carbohydrate metabolic process.